Messenger RNA from Alternaria infectoria, 924 nucleotides. RefSeq lists its product as uncharacterized. The transcript has 3 exons. Bases 1 to 924 code for a protein of 307 amino acids. Gene Ontology annotation, cellular component: nuclear pore; nuclear pore central transport channel. Gene Ontology annotation, molecular function: structural constituent of nuclear pore. Lineage: Eukaryota; Fungi; Ascomycota; Dothideomycetes; Pleosporales; Pleosporaceae. The record is from RefSeq and is a predicted model, not a curated record. Gene Ontology annotation, biological process: protein localization to nuclear inner membrane; NLS-bearing protein import into nucleus; nuclear pore organization.
AUGAGCAACAGCCUCUUUGGCGCCUCGUUGCAGCCUGCGCCCGUCCUGAACAACAUUCAGGCGCAAAGCAUCCAACAACAGCGCGAAGGGCUUCCGCAGUUGCGCCAGUCCUCCGCGCAACCUUUCGCUGCUAAUACCAUGAACGGUCACAGAGAGAAGUCGGUCAUUGAGCAGAUACGGAUCCUGAAUAACAAGUGGGACCCCAGCAGCCCCGAAUGCGUCUUCCAAUACUACUUCUACAACUCGGUCAAGCCUGAAGAAGCGCCCUUCUACGGUCCCUCGCAGGGUGAAGACGAACGGAAAUGGGAGGAGGCUUUGUCCAAGAAGCCAAGUCCAGGUGCUAUUCCUGUGCUUGCGCGUGGCUUCGAGCAGGUUGGAGAACGCAUCAAACAACAAGCAGCCGCCGUCACCGCGCUACGAACCCGCCUGCACGAGAUCAACAAUGCACUAUCGCUUCUCAAAGACGCCCAUGAGCUGACGGUAGCAUCGCGCAUCACCGAAGCUAAGCGCAAGCACGUUGUCUUCACCCAGCGAACGUUGGCCCUUGCAACCAAGGUCCAGAUCUUGCGAAACCGGGGAUACGUUAUGGAUCAGCCAGAGGAGGAAUUGAAGAAGAAGCUCAUCGAGUUGGAGAAGCAGACCUUUGAUCCUGUGCUUGGCGGGCGACAAGAAGAGAUCUGGGCGCGUAUGUCCGGUGUGCGCGAGCGGGCGCGCAUCCUACAAGAGGAGACUGAGAAGCUGGGCAAGACGAUUGACCAGCAGCAAAAUGGUGAACUUCUUACAGAUGAAGACCAGAAGGCAUUGGAGAAGCUUCUCAAGGACUACGACCGACAACUCGAGCACCUCAAGAAGUGGGUCGACGACACCAGAGACGAAUACGACGAGUGGGAGACUGCAAAGCACUCAAGGCCAGCAAAGCGAUAA